Molecule: messenger RNA, 1518 nt
Organism: Solanum tuberosum (potato)
Lineage: Eukaryota; Viridiplantae; Streptophyta; Magnoliopsida; Solanales; Solanaceae
Product: 2-methyl-6-phytyl-1,4-hydroquinone methyltransferase, chloroplastic-like
Exons: 3
Coding region: 225-1241 (338 amino acids)
Biological process (GO): methylation
Molecular function (GO): 2-methyl-6-phytyl-1,4-benzoquinone methyltransferase activity
Source: RefSeq, a predicted model, not a curated record
UGUAAUCUAAUCUCAAUAUGUGGUCGCCAAAAAGGUAAUGCUUCGACUUCUACUACCUCACUGAACUUCUUGUGUUAUUUCUUCUUCAACCUCUCCAAAAAUUUAUCAAAAUUGCAGAAAAACUUAUCGAAAUUGAUGAAUCAAAAGAUAUAGCAUCUGGGGUUAGCUUCUUUUAGCUUGAAGUACUGUAAAAAUUACAUCUUCAAAGCUAUUAAAAUCCUUUCAUGGCGUCUUCAAUACUGAGUGGAGCUGAUAAUUUCAAGCUUCUUAGUGGAAUUUCUCCAUCUGGGUCAUCAUUUCUUGGAUCAGAAUUGAAUCUUAAGUGUUUACCCCAAAAGGGUUUUGUUAAUUUCAGAGCAACAAGAACCCUAAGACCCACCAAAUGCAGUUUAUCUGCUUCAAGGCCAGCUUCUCAACCAAGAUUCAUACAACACAAAAAAGAGGCAUUUUGGUUCUACAGGUUCUUGUCUAUUGUGUAUGACCAUGUGAUAAAUCCUGGGCAUUGGACUGAAGAUAUGAGAGAUGAAGCACUUGAACCUGCUGAGCUACACACUAGGAAUUUGCAAGUGGUGGAUGUUGGUGGUGGAACUGGAUUUACUACUCUUGGGAUUGUUAAGCAUGUUGAUGCUAAAAAUGUGACUAUUAUUGAUCAAUCACCUCAUCAGCUUGCUAAGGCUAGGCAGAAGGAGCCAUUGAAAGAGUGCAAGAUACUUGAAGGAGAUGCUGAGGAUCUACCAUUUCCUACUGAUACUUUUGAUAGAUAUAUUUCAGCUGGAAGCAUUGAGUAUUGGCCAGAUCCACAGCGUGGUAUCAAGGAAGCUUAUCAGGUACUAACCAUAGGUGGGGUUGCCUGCGUGAUUGGUCCGGUGUACCCAACAUUUUGGUUAUCUCGUUUCUUUGCAGAUGUGUGGAUGCUCUUUCCAAAAGAAGAAGAAUAUAUAGAAUGGUUUAAAAAGGCUGGUUUCACACAAGUUAAGCUGAAGCGGAUUGGCCCAAAAUGGUAUCGUGGUGUCCGCCGACAUGGGUUGAUCAUGGGCUGCUCUGUGACUGGAGUGAAGCCAUAUGCUGGGGAAUCUCCAUUGCAGCUCGGUCCCAAGGUUGAGGAUGUGAGCAAGCCUGUGAAUCCUUUCGUAUUUCUCAUGCGAUUCCUGCUUGGCAUAAUGGCUGCAAGUUACUACGUGCUCGUUCCAAUAUACAUGUGGCUUAAGGAUCAAAUCGUCCCGAAAGGUCAGCCUAUCUGAAUGAUAAGGACGACUUAUCAAUCCAAGAGAAGUUCUCCACAAUUUCUGUUUGACAGUUCUCCACCAGUGACCACAACUCUGUCGCGGACCAACAAAGUUUUUGGCAUCGUCAUACGGGUUAAUUUGUUAAAGGUAUCAUGAAUGAAUUUGUUGAACUUUAGUCUGUUAGUUUUUCAGCCUUAGAAAGGGCCCUUGUAAAUUUUAUUUUCAUGGUAAAACCUAGAAAAUCUUUGUGACAUUUUCUAGUUGUAUAAUCUAUCAGUCAUGUUUUUUAAUC